AUGGCAGACCUUCAAGGACGCAAGGUGUUCAAGGUGUUCAACCAGGAUUUUAUUGUCGAUGAGCGGUACAAUGUCACCAAGGAGUUGGGACAGGGAGCUUAUGGUAUUGUCUGGUAUGCCUCCAUUCUCACCAGCAUGGCGAUACUGCCCCGCAUCCGGCCAUACCAUCACAACAAUCGGCAUGCUGCCUCUAACGCCCAGAGCACCGAAGGCGUGGCUAUCAAGAAGGUCACAAACGUCUUCAGUAAACGGAUUCUAGCGAAACGUGCUCUGCGAGAGAUCAAACUACUACAGCACUUCCGUGGCCAUCGCAACAUCACCUGCCUUUACGACAUGGACAUACCACGACCAGAUAACUUCAACGAGGUAUACCUUUAUGAGGAACUCAUGGAAUGUGAUCUUGCCGCCAUUAUUCGAUCAGGACAACCCCUGACGGAUGCCCACUUCCAGUCUUUCAUCUAUCAGAUUCUGUGUGGUCUAAAGUACAUCCACUCUGCCAACGUGUUGCAUCGUGAUUUGAAGCCAGGUAAUCUGCUGGUCAACGCCGACUGUGAGCUGAAGAUUUGUGAUUUCGGACUCGCUCGUGGCUUCUCGAUUGAUCCCGAUGAGAACGCUGGAUACAUGACCGAGUACGUUGCUACAAGAUGGUACCGUGCACCCGAAAUCAUGUUGAGUUUCCCAAGCUACACCAAAGCCAUUGACGUGUGGUCCGUUGGCUGUAUCCUGGCUGAACUUCUUGGUGGACGACCCUUCUUCAAAGGCCGUGACUAUGUCGACCAGCUAAACCAGAUCCUCCACUAUCUUGGAACCCCCAGCGAAGAAACUCUCUGCCGUAUCGGCUCACCACGCGCCCAAGAGUACGUCCGCAACCUCCCCCACAUGCACAAACAGCCCUUCGCCAGACUCUUCCCCAACGCCAACCCGGACGCCCUCGACCUUCUCGACCGCAUGCUCGCGUUUGACCCCUCAUCCCGCAUCAGCGUGGAGGAGGCUCUUGAGCACCGCUACCUGCACAUCUGGCAUGAUGCAAGUGACGAGCCCGACUGCCCAACUCCCUUCGACUUCCACUUCGAAGUUGUCGACGACGUCCAGGAGAUGCGGCGCAUGAUUCUCAACGAAGUGCAGCGUUUCCGUGACCACGUACGCCAACCUUCUCAUAUCCAGGCUGCCCUUGCUCAGCAGCUACAGCCUCAACAGACCAAUGUCCCUAUCCCCGAGGAUAAAGGGUCACAGUGGAGGCAUGAGGAUCCUCGUCCACAGGAAGCUGUAUUCGACGGAACGAACGAACAUGAUCUUGAAGCAUCAUUACAUAGAGGUAUGGAUAUGAUUAGAUAA
Arthroderma uncinatum is the source of this 1335-nucleotide messenger RNA. RefSeq names its product mitogen-activated protein kinase spm1. Lineage: Eukaryota; Fungi; Ascomycota; Eurotiomycetes; Onygenales; Arthrodermataceae. Gene Ontology annotation, molecular function: ATP binding; MAP kinase activity. The record is from RefSeq and is a predicted model, not a curated record. Bases 1 to 1335 code for a protein of 444 amino acids. The transcript has 5 exons. Gene Ontology annotation, cellular component: cytoplasm; nucleus. Gene Ontology annotation, biological process: intracellular signal transduction; protein phosphorylation.